Molecule: messenger RNA, 855 nt
Organism: Impatiens glandulifera
Lineage: Eukaryota; Viridiplantae; Streptophyta; Magnoliopsida; Ericales; Balsaminaceae
Exons: 1
Coding region: 1-855 (284 amino acids)
Source: RefSeq, a predicted model, not a curated record
AUGGCUAUCUCUAUUCAAUCUCUUUGUUUGUUUCUCAUCAUAGCCAUUUUCGGCUCUAUAAUGUCCGAUGCUAGAGAAAGCAUAUUCUUCCAUAAGGCCACUCCCAAACAAUUCAAUAUCGAUUCCCAAACCACUUCUUCCAAUUCUCAUGUUUCGUUACUUCAAUCCGACGCCAUCGAAAAAGCCAACAAAUUCGGUCUAGAUUCCAAUAGUCCCGUCGAUGAUCUUCCCACCCUUUAUUCUAACAAGAUCGAUGAAGAAGAAGAAGAUGACGACGACGAUGAGGAGGUUUCGGAGAGCCAACCAAAUAGUUUUGAAGGAAACAACGUUAAUUCCUACAACAACGAGGAUACAAGUCCAAUUUCAUAUGGAAAGUCAUACAUUAGCCAAUCCGAAAAUGACACUCCCAAAUCGGGUGUUCAGGCAUAUCCAUAUGGAAUUGGGGAGACACAUAAGUUGGGCGAUGAUGAUGAUAACCGAGAAGAUGAUAAUCAGAAACAAGGUGAUAUGGAGAAUCCCUUCAUUAAUGAGGACGAUGAGGUAUCGAAAGAUACUAACUUUGUUGAGAACCGCAAAAACAGCAUCGACACCAAUCGUUAUACGAGGAAAUCUAGUAACAAUCAGUACAAGGUUGAGAAACAAGGAAUGAGCGAUACGAGGUUUAUGGAGAACGGUAAGUAUUUUUACAAUGUGAACAAAAAUCCUUAUAGUUAUGAAAACAAUAAGAUGUACAAUUCAUAUCAAGGGCAAGUUGGCGUCAACAAUAAUGAUGACAAUUAUUAUGAUUUAAGAACAAAGGAAAAGGCCAACCGUUUCGAUCCUACCAAUGAAUUUGACAAUGAGGAAAAUUUCUAG